Didymodactylos carnosus is the source of this 2726-nucleotide messenger RNA. The record is from the annotation of a GenBank genome assembly. NCBI's taxonomy places the organism in Eukaryota, Metazoa, Rotifera, Eurotatoria, Philodinida, Philodinidae.
CGUCAAAGAAGUUAUUUUUAUUUCCCAAACUAAAUUGUGACAGCGAGAGAUAAAAGAAUAGUUCGAUAGAUUACUAAUUAUUUCCAAGCUUUGAGUGUGUCCAAUCGAUUUUAUCAAGCAUAAAUGAUCACGAAAUCAAGUUAUCGAGUUGAACAAGUUACGACAAAACCAGCAACAAAAAAACAAAAAUAUUUUAAAUUAACAUUUCAUGAGUUAUUAACCAUUUUGUGUGCAGCUACUGUACCCAUAGCCAUCGGCAUUUAUACAACAAUAACGACUGAUCGACAAACGAAAGCAGCUGAAGAACGACGUCAGUUUGAUUUGAAACAAGCAACUGAAUUGCAACAACAACAAAUUUAUAAUGACUUUAUUGAUAAUAUUUAUACAUUACAUAGAGAUGAUGAAUUAAAUGAAACAUCUGAACCAUGGGCAUUUGCUAAUGCACGUUACAGAGCUGCGCAUCGUCAAUGGGAUGCUGUUCGAAAAGCACAUGCAUUACAAUUUCUCAAAGAGAAAGGGUUGAUUGGGAGAGAUCAAUGCACAACAGGCUGCGAAGUUAAACAAUUGGUAGAUAUUAUUCGAUUGAAUGAACUGGAUUUAGACAAUGUUCAGCUAACAAGUCAAACUGGAAGUUUGAAUAAAUUGAAUAUGAAAUGUGUUCAAUUUGAUCAAGUUUCAAUGGUAAAUGCAUCAUUCAAUUUUGCCAACCUUAAUGGUGUAUCAUUUAAUGGUUCAAGGUUAAAUGGCGCGAAAUUUGAAGGUUCUUCUCUCAUCUGUGCUAGUUUUAACGGCACGGAACUGCAAGGUACAGACUUUGGUGAUUCAGAUUUACGAGGUGCACAGUUCAUUAAUGUAAAUUUAUCCACGGCAAAAAUAUCAGAUCAAAUGCAACAAGCUAUAUGCCACAGUACAAUAAUAAAUGGAACAGCGAGCAAAUCGACGGUAGCAGGUAUUUUUUUAAAAACUGUUUUGACUUCAACUCUUCACAAGUGCAAAGGGAUUUUCCUGCUAAACGAGCAAAUCGAUACGCAUCAUUAGACUUCAAUUAAAAGAACAAACAACUUUUCAAACUCCCUUCCAUGUACCAUGACUAUGCUUGUUUACAGUGCUGAACAUAAAGCAAUUAUUUUUCCCUUUUAUGUUUCACUAACUAGUAUAACGAAUGCUACACCAACUUUUGGCAUGAACUCAUGAGUAUUUUUCCGAUUGCAAAAACGCGUCUAAACGCGAUUUCCCCCCUGAAAAAGCUUCUAAAUCGCAGUUUUUUUAUCCAAAAUUGCGUUUUAUUAAAAAAUCUCGGUUAAACAAUGCACGCAGUUGCUCGCGAUUCGAACUAAUAAUCCUGACUUCCCUAGCAAUAAUUACCUUUCUUUAUAUUGAACUGUAAUCGACUCUAUCCGUUGGUGGACCGUGGUUGUACGCAAAUCACGAGUAGAAUGCGGUUCCCGCCUUCUAAUCGCGAUUUUUCUGUAGUUUUCAUGGCCUUCUUCCCGAAACUGCUAUGGGCAGGAGCCAAGUGACAAUGAGGUUUUGAAUACACAAAUCGCAUUUCUUUUUACGAUUGCAGUAUAUCACGUGUCUUUCUAAAGUUCGAUUAUUCGCAACUACAGAAAAAUCGCGAUUAGAAGGCGGGAACCGCAUUCUACUCUUGAUUUGCGUACAACCACGGUCCACUAACGGAUACAGUCGAUCACAGUUCAAUAAUCAGAUCAAUUGUCGAAUCGUGAUUAACAUCAAUUGAAAAAACCGACGGUGAGGCGAUUCCUGUGAUAUAUUCGACAUGGGCUGGAAAUGACACAUUGAACCGUGUAUCUAAACGACAAACUGCAUCACAACUACUAACUAAACAAAGUCACAAAAAUUACUCUAGGGAACAGUUUGUAGAUCGUUUGUUCCUAAUUUACGAACAGCGGCAGUCUCGUCACCCAAAAAACUGGAUAGGUUUACAAUGACGCAUCCUUAUUGCCCAUUCGUGGCGCCUGUCGUCGAAAUAGAUCUAAUACUUUUUUUCAAUUCACUUUUCAACGCUGAAGAAGUUAAAAAUAAUUUGAUGUCUCCGGUCAAACAUCAGAGUCGAAAAAGCUUACUUUUUCGGACAUCAUGUUUUUACCGAGUUUUGAGGUCGUUCGAGUUUUCUCGAUUUUUCGACUUCCGAGAUCUCCUGCUGAAUUUUUUUACGAAUAUACUAACUGUGAAACAAGAAACAAGCGUAGGCUUGUUUCCGUCAUUUUCUACGAGUUUCUAGGGGAUAUACUUCAGAAAUUCUACUCACAAAAGCGAGCACAACGGCGAUAUAAGUACUGAAGGGAAUUGUUAUUAAACAUUGUCUGCCUUUUUCAUAGUUUACAACGGAUAAGAUUGUGUAGCCGCUUAUUGAUGAGCUAAAUAAAAAACUUGUACUGGAUCUUUUCCCCAGUUUAUAGAUGAAUAUUGAAUCACAUAUACUAGGUUGAAGUCCAAUGCCAAUUCGAUUAAUCGAAUACGACAGGAGCAUUUUGAGCAACUUGAGUCAAACAUUUUUAUAUUUUAGCAGCUUCAACAAGUUCUUCAACAUCUACCAGUGCCACGUCCUUAGGUGAGAAACAUUCAGAAGAAACAGUUCUUACUUAUUUGUUUAAACAUUUAUUUACAAACUCAGUUUUUUGGAUGACGAGACUGCCGCUGUUCGUAAAUUAGGAACAAACGAUCUACAAACUGUUCCCUAGAGUAAUUUUUGUGACUUUGUU